This is a messenger RNA of Aricia agestis (brown argus), 4382 nucleotides long. RefSeq lists its product as uncharacterized. Gene Ontology annotation, biological process: DNA integration. The transcript has 2 exons. The coding region runs from base 61 to 4086 and encodes 1341 amino acids. NCBI's taxonomy places the organism in Eukaryota, Metazoa, Arthropoda, Insecta, Lepidoptera, Lycaenidae. Gene Ontology annotation, molecular function: nucleic acid binding. The record is from RefSeq and is a predicted model, not a curated record.
ACUAAUUCUAAUAAUACUAAUAAUAAUUCUUACUCUUCUAAUAACAAAAUUUCUUGUGUCAUGUGUUCACAGAAUCAUUACUUAUUUUCAUGUCAAUCCUUCAGAAAUUUAGAUGUUGAUUCACGUAUUAAAAAGGCAUCAGAAAGCAAUGUGUGUAUGAACUGCCUACGACCAGGUCAUACUGAUAAGCGAUGUAAGCUUUCACAUUGCAAAUAUUGCACACUUAAACAUAAUACCCUCUUACAUAGGGAUCCUGAAAAUCAGUCUUCAAACAAUAUUGUUUUAUCAACUAAUACAGACACAUCUGACAUGUCUAAUCAGAAAAUCGUACUGCUAUCCACAGCUCUGGCGAAUGCGGCGGACGUCAACGGGAAGCUACAUCCUGUCAGACUCUUGUUAGAUAACGGCAGCACGUCCAACUUUAUCACCCGAGAUUUUUGUGAGAAGCUUGGCCUGUCAAAGGAAGGUACUACCUCCACAGUCUCAGGUAUCAAUGGUCAGAUUUCUAAAACUUCAGAAAGUUGUACUCUUACUGUGCAAUCUUGUUUUGGUGGUUAUAAGGUGAACUUAACUUGUUUUAUUUUACCAUACAUAACACACUCUUUGCCUGGGUCUUACGUGGAUAAAAACUUAAUUAAUAUCCCGCCAGGUCUUAAAUUAGCAGACCCAAAAUUUUAUGUACCAUCAGCAGUCGACAUUCUCGUAGGCGCUGAAAUAUUUUGGGACGUCUUAUGUUCCCACACAAUUAAUUUAGGUAAAAAUCAACCUAGAUUACAAUCUUCUAAAUUUGGUUGGCUCAUAUCGGGCUGCGUAUCUUUGCCUCAUGGACGUAAAAAUUCUUCAACUAAAGCUUCAAAUAAUUCGUGUCAUUUUUCCCAUGAGGUAACUGAACAGCUAUCUCGUUUCUGGGAGCUUGAUUCAGUACAGUCUAGUAGCUCUUUUUCGUUAGAAGAAAAGACUUGCGAAAAACUUUUUUACACAACAACACGUCGUAACGACAGUGGCCAAUUCGUCGUCACUAUACCAUUAAAGGACUCUCCAAAGUGCUUAGGUGACUCUUACGCGAUGGCAAAAUCUCGAUUUCUCUCUUUAGAGCGUAAAUUUGAGCGUAACCCUAUAUUCAAAAAUAGAUAUUUAAAUUUUAUGCAUGAAUAUUUACAAUUGAAUCAUAUGACAGAAAAAUCUACAUCAGAAAAAUUUAAUGCUCAAUAUUAUUUACCUCAUCAUGGUGUAGAGCGGGAGUCUAGUACUACCACCAAGCUGCGCGUUGUCUUUGACGCAUCAGCCACUAGCACCUCAGGCAAGUCCUUUAAUGACAUACAAAUGAUAGGUCCUACAGUACAGCAGGAUUUACUAUCUAUUCUCUUACGAUACAGACAACAUAAAUAUGUUGUUACAUCUGAUGUAGAGAAAAUGUAUAGAGCUGUGUUGGUAGAGCCAUCUCAGCGUUUUCUACAGCAAAUUCUUUUUAGGUUUGAUCCCUCUGAACCUUUAAAAUCAUAUUUUCUUAAUACAGUUACAUACGGCACUGCUUCGGCACCGUAUCUUGCAACUAAAUGUUUAGUUUCCUUAGCAGAACAAUCUUCAGAUCCUAAGGUUAGUGACUCUAUCAAAAACGACUUUUAUGUUGAUGAUUAUUUGAGUGGCGGUGACUCUAUCGAUAGCGUCAUAGAGCUAUGUAGAGGCGUCAUUAAAACGCUAUCAUCUGCAAAAUUUCACUUACGUAAGUGGCAGUCAAACAGUCCAGAAAUAUUGGACUCCGUCACUAAUUUUCUUUCAUUAGAUGCUGACAAAAAAUUAAAUUUAAGUGACGCAUCUCCUAGCAAAACACUUGGUUUAUACUGGGAUUGUAAUUCAGAUAAUUUAUUUUUUACAGUGGAUUUAAAUUUUUCAAACCUUAAGGUUACUAAACGUAAUAUUUUAUCUUUAAUUAGCCAGGUUUUUGAUCCCCUUGGUCUGGUUGGUCCAUGUAUCGUUCAGGGCAAAUUUAUUCUUCAGCAGUUAUGGGUACUUAAGUGUAGCUGGGAUGAAGAAGUUCCGACAGAUUUAAAAUUACAAUUUUUAGAAUUUUUAGAAUCACUUCAGGCUCUGAACUCUAUUAGAAUUCCACGGUGGGUGUCUUGUAAUAAUCCUUUUCUAAUAGAGCUGCAUAUUUUUACAGACGCGUCAGAACGUGCUUAUGGCGCGUGUGCUUAUGUAAGGACUGUAGCGAUUGAUGACACGGUUUGUGUUCGCCUUUUAGCCUCCAAAAACAGGGUUGCUCCACUUAAACCCACAACUAUACCACGUUUGGAGUUGUGUGGUGCAUUAUUAGGGACGCGACUCUUUCAGAAGGUACGCAAAUCUCUUACUCUAAAUUUUACGGCUGGCCAGACGUGGAGCUAUGUACCUUCCAAGUCUAAUCCGUCGGAUUUGGCUUCCCGCGGGGCCAAGGCUGAUUCCAUCAGCUCAUCUGUUCUGUGGUGGCUCGGCCCUGAUUUCAUCAAUCAGACUAAAAUACAAUUUCCCAGUUUUCCCAACUCACAAAAUAAUUUAUUUUCAGAAACAGCUUUAUAUACAGACGAACACGUCGAAAAUAAUACUAACACAAAUAAUAAUAUUACACAACCUAAUCUAAUUUCUAACCUAAUUCAUAAAACAUCAUCUUAUACUAAAUUAAUCAGAAUAGUUGCUUAUAUACAAAGAUUUAUUUUUAAUUGCAAAAAUAAAUUGAGAAAAUCAUCAUAUUUAACCUAUAAAGAACUACAAUCAUCGCAAAAUGUAAUACUAAACAUUGCUCAACAGGAAAUGUUUCCUGAAGAGUACAUUACUCUUAAAGCAAAACAAACUUUACAUAAAAAGAAUCGUUUAAUAAGUCUUUCACCCUUUAUAGAUUCACAGAAUUUAAUUCGCGUAGGCGGUCGUUUAGAAAAUUCUAAUUAUGACUACAAUAUCAAACACCCUAUUUUAUUAUGCAGUAAACAUCACUUAACCAAAAGUAUAUUUGAAAAAGAGCAUAAAGCACUUUUUCACGGAGGGCCUCAACUAUUGUUGGCACAAGUACGUCUUAAUUACUGGCCUCUUGCAGGUAAAAAUCUUGCGAAGCAUGUAGUACGUUCCUGUGUACGUUGCACUCGCUUCAAAGCGCAGCCUAUACAGAUUCCUAUGGGUAAUUUACCUACUGAUAGGACGCAUUUAGAGUUUCCUUUUUUGAGAUCAGGAAUGGAUUUCGCCGGGCCAGUGCUUAUAGCCGACCGUAAAGGUAGAGGUUGCAGGUUAACUAAAUCUUAUAUUUGUGUCUUUGUGUGCUUUGCAGUCAGAGCCGUGCACCUGGAGCUAGUGUCCGAUUUAACUAAGGAGGCCUUUCUUGCGGCCUUCAGCCGGUUCAUUAGCAGAAGGGGCAAACCUCAGCGCGUGUACUCCGACAACGGCUCAACAUUUGUGGGAGCUUUUAAUGAGCUUUCACGCUUCAUACAGGUUUCUUCUAAGCAAAUAGAGUCUGAUCUUGCAAAUCAGGACAUACAGUUUAAAUUCAUUCCUGCCUAUUCCCCACAUUUUGGUGGGAUAUGGGAAGCGGCAGUAAAAUCAACAAAACAUCUACUACGUAGAGUCUUAAGUCUUACUCACUUAACAUAUGAGGAGUUGUCGACAUGCCUGAUUCAGAUAGAGGCUAUUUUAAAUUCCAGACCUCUAACGCCUUUAUCAUCGGAUCCUUCUGAUCUUUCUUUUCUUACUCCUUCCCAUUUCCUCCUCGGGCGAGCUCAGAGUUCGAUAAUCCGACCUGGACUCACCGAACACAACAUACAUCGCCUGCAGCGCUUCGACCGCAUCGAAAAGCUGCGUCAGCACUUUUGGCAGCGCUACUCUAAUGAAUACGUAUCUCUUCUGCAGCAACGCACCAGGUGGCAGACCGGCGGUCAAGACCUCAAGGUUGGAGCAAUGGUCCUUGUACGAGACGUCAAUCUUCCGCCUCUUCUGUGGCUACUUGGAAGAGUAGUCGCUGUCAAACCUGGGACAGACGGGCGCAGUCGAGUCGCCGACAUACGGACGAAGAAGGGCACCAUAACUCGUGCCUACAACAACAUCGUGCCGCUUCCUCUUCAAUGACAUGUUCCCGGGGGAAUAUGUUCCUACGUCUCAUCGGGCCGCGCGGCGCUGGCGGGCAAACCGGUAGCCCCCGCGCGCCGGCCUUCAGCGUGCACCUCCCCGCGCACCUCCCUGCGACAUCCGCGGCCAGCGAGGAGCGCGUCGCGGCCGCGAGUCCCUUCACUUCACCGGACCACCGGCCUACGCGACGCACGCACCGCGGCUAUACCUCGAAUACAGUUCAUUUUCAUUGAAGAGGUCUUUUAUUUCUGGCGGAGACCACCAGCAUCACCCCUGGAGCUUCGCCCCCAACAACU